GCUUUUUGACGCGGAAGAGAAAAGGUAAAGAAAAGAGGCUACUACCUUUUAGGUGGAAGAGAGAAGAAAUAGGAGGAGAAACCAUCUAUAACUUCGGUUCUUGGCUUCUUUCAGAUUUUCAAUUUUCUCAGAACCUCUAUCCUCAGUUGACCUCUCGAUUUGAGCAACGUGUAAAAAGAACAGAAAAGGCAGUGAUCAUGGGCUACGCACAGUUGGUUAUUGGCCCUGCAGGCAGGGGAAAGUCCACUUACUGCUCUAGUUUGCAUCAACAUUGUGAGACCACGUGGCGCACUAUCCAUAUUGUCAACUUGGAUCCUGCUGCCGAGAACUUCGACUAUCCAGUGGCUAUGGACAUUAGAGAACUCAUCUCACUAGAUGAUGUUAUGGAAGAACUAGGUCUCGGACCAAAUGGUGGCCUUAUGUAUUGCAUGGAACAUCUUGAAGAAAAUUUGGAUGAGUGGCUAACAGAAGAAUUGGACAACUACUUGGAUGAUGACUACCUAGUGUUUGACUGCCCAGGCCAGAUUGAACUUUUUUCACAUGUUCCUGUGCUGAAGAACUUUGUGGAACACCUAAAGCGUAAAAAUUUUAAUGUUUGUGUUGUGUAUUUACUUGAUUCUCAGUUUAUCACAGAUGUGACCAAAUUCAUAAGUGGUUGCAUGUCUUCACUCUCUGCUAUGGUUCAACUUGAACUACCCCAUGUUAACAUUCUCUCAAAAAUGGAUCUUGUGACAAACAAAAAGGAUGUUGAGAAUUACUUGGAUCCAGAGCCUCAGCUGUUACUAGCAGAGUUGAAUCAGCGAAUGGCUCCACAAUUUCAGAAGCUUAACAAAUCUUUGAUUGAAGUGGUGGACCAGUACAGCAUGGUGAGCUUUCUCCCUCUUGACUUGAGAAAAGUGAGCAGCAUACAGUACAUCUUAUCUCAGAUUGACAACUGCAUUCAGUAUGGAGAGGAUGCUGAUGUAAAGGUUAAAGAUUUCGACCCUGAGGAGGACGAUUAAAAAUUAAUUCUUCUUGACUCGUUCUAAAAGGAGCAAGGUCUUACUCAAAUCAACAAGUGUCUUUUUUGCGGGACUUAAUCUUUUUGAGGUUUACCUCUUGAAAUUGCCUCAUCUUCUCAUUAAGUUGUAAUUAUCCCCCGAAAGAUAUUUGAGGUAAAAAUCACUGCCGAUGUCGAAGCAUGUUAGAAAUGGACCUCAGUGGACUUUCCGGAUAUGACGUUUUAUGCGAGCUUUCGCGAAGAUUUCAGAUUCCUCUUUACUUUUUUGUUUAAAAUUUGGUUGACGUUGAAGCUAUUAUGCUUCUGCCAUUUCUUUUGUGGUAGAAUCAGUGUGCUGAUUAUUUUUCUUUCUAGGGAGUCUAAUGUAAUAGGGUUUAUUUGCUCUUAGCUCCUUGAAUUUCUGUUUAGAUCCAACAGUUAUGAAAAUAAGAAAAAGAGUGAUGAGUAAACAGGAAAUGAGGCUAGAACCAUCGCGUUCCAAACAUUGGUAUGUUCCAAACGUUGGUCUAGGAUUUAACAUAGAUUGUCAUUUUUCGUCUAGUAAUAUUUCAUUUUUCUUAA
Nicotiana attenuata is the source of this 1561-nucleotide messenger RNA. RefSeq names its product GPN-loop GTPase 3. Gene Ontology annotation, molecular function: GTPase activity. The record is from RefSeq and is a predicted model, not a curated record. Lineage: Eukaryota; Viridiplantae; Streptophyta; Magnoliopsida; Solanales; Solanaceae. The coding region runs from base 198 to 1001 and encodes 267 amino acids. The transcript has 10 exons.